AUGAAAAGUUCAAGAAAAUUCUCAUCGUCGGCAACAACCACCGUUAUCCACACUUACUAUAGUGACCAUAUUACCCCUCCAUCAACCACAGAAAUCCCGAUUGAAGUCCCAUCUCCGGCGGCGAAAUCCGCCGUCCAGGCUAACGCCUCCGCCGCAGCGCGGAUCCAGUCCGGCUACCGUUCUUACAGGAUCAGAAGGCUCUACAAGAAAAUCUUGUCCGUCAAUCGGGAAGCGAAUCGCGUACAGAGCAUGAUCCAACGGCAGGAAACGGUGGACGCCAUCAGAAGCGAUGAGAAGGAACGGCUGCGGAUGAACGAGACGCUGAUGUCUCUGCUUCUGAAACUCGACUCCGUCCCUGGUUUAGAUCCGACGAUCAGAGAAGCUCGGAGGAAAGUAAGCCGUCGGAUCGUCGGGAUGCAGGAAAUACUGGAUGCAAUCUCUGAGACCAGAGACGAGAAUCAAUGGUGGUCUAACUACGAUCUCGGAGUCGACGUCGGACAAGGCGGUGCGUGGCCUCUUUACUGGGAAGAAGCGGUGGAGGAAGAAAUGUGUAGGGAGAAAGGCGGCGAGGAAAUGGAGAGAUUCUGUGCUCAGUAUUUGGGUUUCAGAUGUUUCCAGAGAUUUCUCAGAGAAUGA
This is a messenger RNA of Thlaspi arvense, 636 nucleotides long. NCBI's taxonomy places the organism in Eukaryota, Viridiplantae, Streptophyta, Magnoliopsida, Brassicales, Brassicaceae. The record is from the annotation of a GenBank genome assembly.